Messenger RNA from Rhopalosiphum padi (bird cherry-oat aphid), 731 nucleotides. RefSeq names its product TP53-regulated inhibitor of apoptosis 1-like. Bases 245 to 541 code for a protein of 98 amino acids. The transcript has 4 exons. NCBI's taxonomy places the organism in Eukaryota, Metazoa, Arthropoda, Insecta, Hemiptera, Aphididae. The record is from RefSeq and is a predicted model, not a curated record.
CCAAGAUAAUAAUAUAAUUCAUUUUAUAAUAUUUUCAGUGUUAUUAUUUUCAUGAUAAUUGAUAGUAAAUGUCACGCUAUUGAUUUGACUCAAGUGUAAGUGCAUAACCUUUGAAAAUUAAAACAAUUCAAUAAUUACCACCGGUUCUCUAUCAUUAAAAUCGAUUUCGUCCGCCUAGUACCAUUACACAAUUAUUCACUAGUUUAUUUUCCAUUUAUCGCGUACAUUCAGAAAAAUAGUAGAGAUGGGUGAUAAUAAUUCUAUCCCUGCUCCUGCAAAGGUUGAUCGACUUAACAGUUUCCAUCCUGACUGUGAUGAAUUAAAAGAAAAAUAUGAUGAAUGUUUUAAUGUAUGGUUCACUGAACAUUAUAUGAAUGGGCAUUAUAACAACGAAGGGUGUAAUAAAAUAUUCGAGUUGUAUACAGACUGUGUCAAACGUGGUAUGAAAGAAUACGGAUUGCAAUACGAACAAACAACUGCUUCACACUUGGGAACGAACAAAGAAAAAACUCCACUUACGGAUACAGAAAAUCCAAAGUAGAAUAAUGAAUAACGAUAAAAAGAUAGCAAUAAACAAUCUGGCAGAAAAAAAGGACUCGCACGAACUGGAAAACUCAUUAGAUAUAGAAUUGGAAAAGCUGAAAAUGAAAAAAAAAGAAAAAGAUGACAUUAUGAAAGCAUUACAUCAGUACAAUGACAUUAAAGAUGCUACUCAAGAAGUUUUGGGAAGA